GAUCCCGCUCACCGACUGUUAUAUGAUAGGCCCACUACCUAGACGCCAAUAACCAAUCCCUCGGAGUGAGUCGUGAAUGUCAAGAACACCUGUAAACAAUAAUAGAAGGAUCGUGAAUGUCAAGAGCAACUCUUCUUAAAUAAAUAAUAAUAGAAGGAUAUAAAAAAUAAAUCAACGAACAAAGAGAAAGUUAGAGGCGGUUUGUCAUUAGACUCACUUCCCCCAAACCCAAGGUGCGAGAGCUGCGACCGCCGCAGCCGCCAUGUCGGGAGGAAUCGCGCGCGGCCGCCUCGCCGAGGAGCGCAAGGCCUGGCGCAAGAACCACCCCCACGGUUUCGUGGCGAGGCCGGAAACGCUGGCCGACGGGUCGGCGAACCUCAUGGUCUGGAGCUGUACCAUCCCCGGCAAGCAGGGGACUGAUUGGGAAAGUGGGUACUACCCACUUACCCUUCAUUUCAGUGAAGAUUACCCAAGCAAGCCUCCCAAAUGCAAGUUCCCACAGGGUUUUUUCCACCCAAAUGUUUAUCCUUCAGGAACAGUCUGCCUCUCAAUUCUCAAUGAGGAUAGUGGUUGGAGACCUGCUAUCACUGUUAAGCAGAUUCUAGUUGGAAUACAAGACUUGCUUGAUCAGCCCAAUCCAGCUGAUCCUGCCCAAACUGAUGGUUAUCACCUAUUCAUCCAGGAUCCAACAGAAUAUAAGCGACGUGUUCGUCUGCAGGCCAAGCAAUAUCCUGCUCUGGUCUGAGGAUGUUGGCAUACCAGAGAUCCAUGAUCCAUCCUGCACAUCCGCAUAGUAGUUGCAAAUGUUAAAAUUAUGGUCUCAAAUUGGAUUUGACAAGACAUAAGUUGUCUGGAGGAUUGUCCAGUGUAAACCUGAACCUUCUAUGAUGUGUAUGAGUCCAGUAUUGAUAGCAAGAACAGAUUCGUUUACUGCUGGGAGUGCUGCAGCCACUGAUAUUUUGUCUAUUUAACUUAAACUAUUUGUUGUGUUGGUGCUCUAUCUUGAAGACAUGUUUCGUUUGUUUAUCGAAGGAGGUUAUCCGCUUUUGUCUA
This is a messenger RNA of Zea mays, 1053 nucleotides long. Its product is annotated as SUMO-conjugating enzyme SCE1. The transcript is spliced from 5 exons. NCBI's taxonomy places the organism in Eukaryota, Viridiplantae, Streptophyta, Magnoliopsida, Poales, Poaceae. Bases 263 to 745 code for a protein of 160 amino acids. The record is from RefSeq and is a predicted model, not a curated record.